Messenger RNA from Solanum stenotomum, 3520 nucleotides. RefSeq names its product probable disease resistance protein At1g61310. The transcript is spliced from 3 exons. The record is from RefSeq and is a predicted model, not a curated record. Gene Ontology annotation, molecular function: ATP hydrolysis activity; ADP binding. The coding region runs from base 1 to 3060 and encodes 1019 amino acids. NCBI's taxonomy places the organism in Eukaryota, Viridiplantae, Streptophyta, Magnoliopsida, Solanales, Solanaceae.
AUGGAAUUCUUAUCUAUUUUUGUGGAAAAAGUCACAGGUUGCUUGAUGCAGCCAGUUGUGCGAGGGAUUGGGUAUUUAUAUUGCUACAAGAGCAACAUCAGAUGUAUGGAUAAAGAAUCUGAGAAGCUGAAGAACAUCAAAAGUGAGGUGGAGGAAAGAGCAGAAGUUGCCCGGAGAAACUUAAAACGCAUUUCACGCAAUGGCGAGGCUUGGUUAACUAGUGUUGAUACCACUACUGAACAUGUGGAAGCUGUAAGGCAAGGUACAGCUGAGGUUGAAAGGGGUUGCUUUUAUGGUUGGUGUCCAAACCUGAAGUCACGUUACUUGAUGAGCAGGAGAGCUAAGAAAAUUACACUGGAGUUGAUUCAACUUCAAAAUGAAAGCAACAGGUCUGAUGUAAUCUCCUUUGAUCAUCCAAUUCAAAGUGAGGCUAUACCUAGUAACUAUGGUGAGGUGUUUGACUCCAGAAAAUUGAAAGAGGAAGAGGUCAUGGCAGCUUUGAGAGAUGACGGGGUCACUAUGAUUGGGCUAUGUGGUUUGGGAGGUGUUGGUAAGACAACACUGGCUGACAAAAUCAGACAAAAGGUGAAACAAGAAAGGUUGUUCAAAGAUGUCGUCAUGGUAACUGUCAGUCAACAACCAGAUUUGAAAAAAGUUCAGGGUGAGAUCGCAGAGGGACUCGGGCUGAAAUUAGAAGGGGAUAAUUUGUGGAGUCGUGGAGAUCUGCUGCGUACAAGAUUAAUGGAUCAGAACAGCCACACCCUUGUCAUCUUGGAUGAUGUUUGGGAGGCUCUUCAUGAUCUAGACAAACUUGGAAGUCCCAGCGGUAGCAACCACAACCAUCGGUGCAAAGUGAUAUUGACCACGCGAUCCCGAAAUGUUUGUGAAGCAAUGGAAGCUCAGAAGAUCAUAGAAGUGGGAACCUUAUCUGAAGAGGAAGCAUGGUUCCUUUUCAGUCAGAAAGUUGGUGAUUUUGGCAACGAUCCUUCUCUGGUUGACAUAGCAAAAAAGGUUGCCAAAGAAUGCAAGGGGUUGCCACUUGCAAUUAUUACAGUUGCAGGAGCACUUAAGGGUAAAGACAUGCCUUCAUGGGAGGAUGCCCUUAAACAAUUACGUCGUGCAGAAACAAGAAAUAUCCCGGGAGUGCACACAAAGGUGUAUAAACCUCUGAGGCUAAGCUAUGAUUACUUGGAAAGUGAUGAAGUCAAGUAUCUGUUUUUGCUUUGUUCUUUGUUCGAGGAAGAUAGUGAUAUUUGGAUUGAAGAAUUGCUUAAAUAUGGAAUGGGGCUUCGCAUCUUUUCGGGAAUCGAAAAUUUAGAAGAUGCAAGAAAUAGGUUGUGUCUUCUGUUAGAAAUAUUGAAAGAUGGUUUCUUGUUAUCCCAAGGUUCAGACAAAAAUCAUGUGAAAAUGAAUGAUGUGGUCCGUGAUGUGGCUAUAAGUAUUGCGUCUGAAGGAGAGAAUAACUUUAUGGUAAGUCACAAUGUUAACUCGGAACAGUUCCCAAGUAGAACUUCUUAUGAGCAUUUCAGUCACAUGUCAAUUGUUGCAAAUAAAUUUGAUGAGCAUCCUAGACCAAUAAUUUGCACAAAACUGAAGCUUUUAAUGUUGAAACUCCGUUUUAAAGAUCCAUUCAAACUACAGGACAAUUUUUUUGAUGAAAUGAGUAACCUCAAUGUCUUGAGCCUGAGGGGACACAUAUAUGAGCAGUCCAUUAUAUGUUUUCCAGCAUCCAUUCGGAGUUUGUCAAGUUUGAGGACUCUGUGUCUGAGUAAUUUAAGGUUGGAUGACAUAUCCUUUAUUGGGGAACUUGUCGAAUUAGAAAUUGUCAGCAUAAGAGAUUGUAAGUUAGAUGAGCUGCCAGAGGAGAUAGGAAAAUUGACCAAGCUAAUUAGGUUAGAGUUUUGGAAUGAGAUAAGAGCACUUAAAAGGAUUUCAGCAGGGGCGAUAGGAAAACUAGCUCAAUUGGAGGAACUACAUAUUGUGGAAGUAGAAGAUUUGAGUGAUGUGAUGUACAGUAACCUUGGCCUUCCCUCCAAGUUGACACGGUACACUCUUGAUAUGGUUGUAGCUUACCCUGGGAUUUCAAGCAUUGAUGAGUACGACAAGAGUAUUCGUUUAGAUGUCACGGAGACUGCCCCAUUGGGUGAUUGGAUCUGCCAACUGUUGAAGGAGAGCGAAUUUGUAGAUUCAUACGGAGAGGGCUCUAAUAAUGUGUUGACGGAGUUGCAGCUGAAUGAAUUUCAGAAUGUGAAAUCUCUCGGCCUCAAUGAAUGUGAUUCAAUGACACAUUUAUUGAAGACAACACAUGAAGUAAUCAAGUUCCCCAAUUUAUAUGAGUUGAGCAUUCAGCUUAUGCAUUGCCUGACUCACUUUUGCAGUGACAAUAUUGAGCGCAUUGAGUUCCCUCUGUUACAAACAAUGAUCUUCAGGGGAUUACCUGAGUUCCAGAAUUUCAGGCCUACAGCCAACAACUCAAAUCCUCUUUUUGAUGAAAAGGUUUCUUGUCCCAACCUGGAAGACCUAUUCAUCGUUGAGACUAACAGUAUAAGUGCUCUAUGCUCUCACCAACUUCCAACUGACUACUUCACCAAACUUCAAAGAUUGGAAGUAUUGCAUUGUGGAAAAUUGAGAAACUUGAUGUCUCCAUCAGUGGCCAAAGGUCUUCUGAAUCUCCAAGAGUUAUGGAUAGAACACUGUGAAUCAAUGGAAGAAGUGAUCACAGAAGAGGAAGAACAAGGAGAAGGAAUCAUGACCUUAUUUCCCCGUUUGGAAUACCUGAAUCUCACCCAUCUGCCUAAGCUAGGGCAUUUCUUUCUGACAAACCAUGCCCUUGAAUUUCCAUUUCUAAGUUUUCUGAGUUUUAAUGACUGCCCUAAAAUGAAGACGUUUGUUCAUCAGGGAAUAUCAGUGAGUACACCAAUUCUCAAAUAUUGUGAUGAGGUGAUACUAGAUCUGAAUAAAUGGAUACAGCAGGAAUUCAAUAACAACGAACAAGAAGCUAGUGAUGACGACGAAGCUAGUGAUGAUGACGAAGCUAGUGAUGACUACGAAGCUAAGUGAUGACGACGAAGCUAAACCUAGUCAUGCCAGAAGUUAGGAAGCUGGUAGGAAAAACUCAAUAAAAUAAUGCAAGUAAAACCUCGAACAUCACUUGGUACCUAUGCUCGUGAUGGAGGUAAUUAACAAGGAGAGGCAGAUCUACAUUAUUGUAACCUAUCGGUUCAUGUCAACCUACUAGCUAUUGGAUAUAGAUCUAGUAUAUGUAUUAGUAAUAUCUAAAAAAUAGUUGAUUGUGAUAUAAACUUGAGGUCACUGCAGAAUUCUGUAAACUAUAAAUUUGGAUCCGCCUGUGAUUCUAAGUUCAUCUUUCAUUAUAUUUAACAACUAAUAUGUAGAUUGAUUUUCUCAUGUCAUCUUGAAUUCUACAUUGUUUUGAAAGAUUGAUCACAUCACAUGAUGAUUUUUUUGUUGGAAUGAGUAAACCAUUCCGCCUUUUCCAGCAUCCAUUCAGAGGUUGUCA